Molecule: messenger RNA, 403 nt
Organism: Desarmillaria tabescens
Lineage: Eukaryota; Fungi; Basidiomycota; Agaricomycetes; Agaricales; Physalacriaceae
Exons: 4
Coding region: 30-227 (65 amino acids)
Source: RefSeq, a predicted model, not a curated record
GUUUCAAGUUGUUGGGCACGUAUUUCGAUAUGGGCGGAAAUUUCAUCAACUCUCCCAAUAACUGCCAAGAUAGAGACUCUGGGAGGUUCAUAGAAGAAUGGAGUGAGCAGCGCGGUAUUCGUGAACAGCUCAUCAUCACUACAAAGUACACGGUGAAUUGCCAUAGAGGUAGGGAUGACAUCAAACAAAAGGUCAACUUCGUGAGGAACAGGGCCAAAUUUCUUUAAAACAGCGUCACUGUGAGUUCAAAGCAACUACGUACGUCGUACAUCGACAUUCUCUAUCUCCACUGGUGGAUUGGGAUACCUCAAUUGAAGAGGUGAUGGAUAACUUUCGUAAUAAUAUUCUUGUUUCGCAAAGCAAGGUUCUCUACCUAGGGAUCUCCGACACGCCUGCAUGGGUU